This is a messenger RNA of Caenorhabditis auriculariae, 1073 nucleotides long. The record is from the annotation of a GenBank genome assembly. Lineage: Eukaryota; Metazoa; Nematoda; Chromadorea; Rhabditida; Rhabditidae.
AUGGCGCAAAAGAAAUUGAAAUGGCUUUUGGAGGAGCUCAGCGGAUUCGAAGACCCAAAAAUUAGUCUAGAACAGUAUGCGACGUCUCCCGAACUGUCUUGUAAGACUUUCUAAACAGCAAUUGUUCGACUGAAAUAAAAAAAAAGCACUCCUAGUAAAUUAAGAAGUUAAUCGAAACGUCUAGUUAGAUAGGGACGAAAAAUACAAAAGGAAGAGUUGUCAGGUUUAAUUUUUAAAAGAACUUUGACCAAGCAAGUUCGAAUCUAUUUUAAUUUUGAUCGAAAGUUAAAAGUAAAUGCUUGAAUCCAGGGAAUUUGUGAGGUAUGGACUUUCGACACACAAAUUGUGUUAUCAAUGAUUCAAUUUAUCAUCUGAAUCCUGGAUUCAGUGGCGAUGAUGGACGCGAUCGACGAGCUGACUCCCCUGGACGGCGCCACGGUCGCGGACCUCGGCUGUGGCUGCGGCAUGUUGAUGACGACGGCGGCUUUCGCCUUCUCGCCUUCCUACGUCCUUGGCGUCGAAAUCGACGACGACGCCAUCGCCACCUGCUGCGAGAAUCUAGAACAUGCAGAGGUGCAAGACGUGUGAGCAACUCCAAAUCCUCCAAAAAUUGUGACUGUUGUCUUUUCCAGUUGCGAAGUGGUACAGUUAGACGCGUUGGCGGCGGGAAAAGCGUUCGGGCCAAUAUUUGACGUUGUUGUCAUGAAUCCCCCCUUCGGCACUAAGAACAACGCAGGUAGCUAAUCGGAAAGUGUUUAUUCGAUUGAACAGGUUCUAUCACAGGAAUGGACAUGAAAUUUGUCAAUGCUGGCUUAUCAAUACUGAAACCGGGCGGAAGCGUUUACUCCCUACACAAGACGUCCACAAGAAAUUUCAUUCUUAAGGCAGCUAAAAACAUGGAAAACGUGGAGGUUCCUAUGAAAGUCGCUCCAUUGAUAAUUUUUCUAACACUCUAGGUAGACUGCAUAGCUGAGCUCAGAUGGAAUCUACCGCAGACCUACAAGUUUCACAAAAAGAAAUCUGUGGACGUCGAUGUCGACCUGGUCCGUUUCAAAAAGCUUAAGAUCAAAUAA